AUUUUCUAAUCUAUAAUAUAAUAAUCAAAACGAUUAUCCAAUUAAACGGGUGAUGAAUGUCAAUCCGAUGAGCCGAGUGCUUUUUAAGUACAGUGCAAUUUCGCAAUUUAUAUUAAUAUAAUACCCAUCAAGUCAGAAUUAAUAUAAAAGCCAACGUAAGUAACUUCAAUCGGUUAUUUUGUUGCCGCUACAGAAUCUUAGCUAACGUUACGGGAUGAAGACACUCAGUUUGAUACCAUUUGUCAUUGGGUUGAUUGGGUUAGAGACGUGUCGAGAGGAGUCGCCGGAGCUAUGGAAGUUUGGACCGGAGUAUUUAUUUAAAUUCGGAGUAAAUUUGGGAAUUAAAAAGGAACUUCCAGAGAUGAAAUUACGUGUAAACGCAACAAUGACUGUAAAAUGCCGACCUUUUUCAACAAAAGCUGAGGAAUUUACCGACGCGCUGCAGUGCUACGUCCAUGAGGCCGAGAAAAUAAACUACAACGUAGAUGAGGAAGGCACCAAGAUUUUAAACAGUGAUGAAGACUCCCAGAAGCUGGUGGCCAAGCUUAUUGGUCACAAGUUUGAGAUUAUUUACGAGAAACGCGGGAUUAAGGAGUUGAAGGUCCCGAUUUCGAUUGAGGGCGUACAGCUCAAUAUCUUUCGGAUGAUUGCCAGCCAUUUGGAUUUCGGGUUUGACAAAUUUGACAAGGGAGGAGAGAGAUUCGCGUUCGUCGAAGUCGUCGCUCCGGAAAAGUCCCUUAUUGGAAAGUGCGAGACCACCUUCGAAGUAUCCAAACAGAUAAAGUUCAAAGGCAUGCGCUGGGACAGUAAGUGUGGGGACAAAUUGCAUAUUGAGACGUUUGCUUACGGAGAUAAGAGCCCGAUGAUUGCCAUGGAUAAGAUAAGAGAUGUCAAAAAAUGUACCAAGAUAAGUCCUACUAUUUUUGGAGAAGUUCAUAAUCGACUUAUACCUGCUAUUUUGAAUAUUACAAUGCAAUCUUCAGUCACCACGUUUAUCGUAGCGCCUCAUGGCUUCCAGUCUCACAGCCAAAAUAUUGGGACAAUGAAGUAUAAUUCUAAUAUGGUUAAAAAUAAUGAUGGAAAACUGGGUGAUAGUCAUGAACAUAUUAAUCUGUAUUUGGAGUCCAUUGAACCAGCGACUGAUGAAUUCAAACGAAUUACUUCAUCUCAUUCUGCUACAAUAUUUGCGAAUGAUCCACCAAUUGUAAAUUAAUAAUUAAUUUUUUUAAAUUACUAUACUCAAACUACAAGUGCAUGAAUAAUAAAGACUUUUUUUAGCUGUAAGAUUGAAUUUAUUUAAAUAAUGAUUACAUAAUAUAAACCAUGUACACUCUCAAUCUAAUAAAUGAUUUUAUAAAAAAUGAAA
This is a messenger RNA of Cotesia glomerata, 1366 nucleotides long. RefSeq lists its product as uncharacterized. The transcript is spliced from 3 exons. Bases 215 to 1213 code for a protein of 332 amino acids. Lineage: Eukaryota; Metazoa; Arthropoda; Insecta; Hymenoptera; Braconidae. Gene Ontology annotation, molecular function: lipid carrier activity. The record is from RefSeq and is a predicted model, not a curated record. Gene Ontology annotation, biological process: lipid transport.